UGUGACGUUUUCAAGAACGAUUUGUCAGAUGGAAUCAACUCGGCUAACUUCUACGCUCAUCCACCACCAUCUUCAUGGACCGAGCAUUUGCCUCUACUUGGAAGUUAUCAUCCACAUGCUACGCCGUUCGGAAUUGACUCACAUCAACCGUCGACAAGCGGGUAUCCAAUGUACGAUCAAGGCACUUUUGUGGCACCUCCUCAGCACUACAUGACCUCAACACCUACUGCACCUCCAGGUGCGACUAAACAGGAUGAUAGUGAUCUUGCGGGCGAGGCAGAAGACGAUGAUAUGGUUGAUGAGGAUGACGAAGAAGGUUUGAUUUUUAAAAUUGACGACAAUACAAAUAUCUUAAGUAUCGCGGUUAGAGAAGUGUCACAUUCGAGUCACUGA
This is a messenger RNA of Anisakis simplex (herring worm), 393 nucleotides long. The record is from the annotation of a GenBank genome assembly. NCBI's taxonomy places the organism in Eukaryota, Metazoa, Nematoda, Chromadorea, Rhabditida, Anisakidae.